GGCGCAGAGCAGUGUGCUUGGGAUGUAACUCCGAAAGGGUGCUUACCUCCUCCAAGUAGCCUCCAUUUCGUCCACAUUCAAAAGAAACCCGGCUGCACCUUGAGCUCCAGUCUACAGGCUACAGUCCAGCAUCCGCGCGGCCGUGUUACUCGCGAAACAAUCACCUCUCCUUGCCCUUUCAUUCGCCUCGACGCCCUCAUCACCACAAAAAUGUCGACCACCACAGCACCAGCAAGAAAACCAAACGACCCUCUCCACCGCCCGCUUUACCUCUACGACCUGCCCGGGGAGGUGUUGGAGUCUCUGACCUUCAAGGCGGCUACCGACCAUGUCGCAGUCCCAGACACAGAUGUCGUCACCCCCGAGCUAGAGCCAAGGUCACAGUCGCCCAGUACCAGCACUGGCGUCGGGUCGCAGUCAUGCUCGCUAUGCACCAUGUCCUUCGCCACGGUCGGGGACCAGCGCAGCCACCUGAGGUCGGACUGGCAUCACUACAACCUCAAACUGAAGCUGCGUAGCCAGCAGGCCGUCUCUGAACCCGAUUUCGAGAAGCUUGUCGCCAACCUCGACGAGAGCCUUUCGGGAUCCGACGACUCCGAGUCCGACGACGCAUCAGGCGACGACACCCCAGGCUCCAAGGACUCGACGCUCGUUGCGCUCCUAAAAAAGCAAGCGACGCUGGCAGACAAAAUGGGCAGCAAUAAGGACGCAGGCGAUGACGAACAGGACGGGUCGAGGAGACAGCAACGAGGGGCUGGCAACCCGCCCCUGGUCUGGCUCGGCUCGCCCCUCCUGCCUGAGAACACCUUCUUCGGAGUCUACAAAGCGCUAUUCACCAACGAGGAGCUCGCAAAAGAAGACGGCGCAUUCAUCGAAAACAUCAGGAAGCGCCAGCUGGAACCAAUAUCCAUGGCAAAGCCCCCCAAGGAUAGCGAGGUCAUGCCGGUCGCUCACACGGGGUCGCACAUUUUCCUCUGCAUGAUCGGCGGCGGGCACUUUGCGGCCAUGAUGGUGUCGCUGGCGCCCAAAAAGUCCAAGUCGUCGAAUCCGGCCAACCGUGAGGCGGUCAUCCUGGCACACAAAACGUUCCACCGCUACACGACGCGCCGGAAGCAGGGCGGCUCGCAGUCGGCCAACGACAACGCAAAGGGCACGGCCCAUUCGGCAGGAUCAUCACUCCGCAGGUACAACGAGCAGGCUCUCGUCGAAGACGUGCGCUCCCUUUUGGCCAGCUGGAAGGGCCUGCUGGACACGGCGGAACUUUUGUUCGUCCGCGCGACGGGCACCACCAACCGCCGCACCCUGUUCGGCCCUUAUGACGGCCAGGUCCUCAAGUCAAACGAUAAGCGUCUCAGAGGUUUUCCCUUCAGCACGCGCCGCGCCACCCGAGAUGAGCUCAUGCGGUCGUUUGUGGAACUGACGAGGCUCAAGAUUCGCGAGAUUAAGCCCGAGCCGGCCGCACCCACUGAACAGACCCAACCGGCAGCAGUGGCUCCACAGACCGCGAGGCCCAAGCUGAGCGAGGAGGAGGAGACGGCGCAGCUGCACACAACCCAAAUCCAGGCCUUAAUACGGCGAUCUAAACUCCCUGCGCUUCUAGCCUACCUCAAGACCAACUCGCUCUCGCCCGACUUCCUCUUUCAGCCCAAUGGGACACAGCAGAACCGGCACGCGCCGACGCCCCUGCACCUCGCGGCGGCACAGGGGGCAGCCGUCGUCGUGUCGGGUCUGCUCUGCUCCGCCGGUGCCGACCCAACGGUGCGCAGCGGCGCCGAUCAUGCCCGGACGCCGUUCGAGCUGGCGGCCGACAGGCCCACCCGAGAUGCCUUUCGCGUCGCGCGCGCGGAGCUGGGCGAGGACAGGUGGGACUGGGGCGACGGCGACAAGGGCGCCCGCGUGCCCGCGCCCAUGACGGCGGCCGAGGCCGCGCGGCGGACCGAGAGGGAGAAGCAGGAGGCGGAGGCCAAGGAGACGGAGAGGAGGCGGGCCGAGGAGGAGAGGCUGAGGAAGGAAGCGCCAAAGGUGUCGGUGCCGUUGCGCGGCGGGAAGGCGAGGGUGGGGGAGCACAAGUCGGCGCAGGAGAAGCGGGAUGAGGACAUGAGGGGCAUGAAGCCCGAGCAGCGGAUGCGGAUUGAGAGGGAGCGGAGAGCGAGGGCGGCCGAGGAGAGGUUGAGGAGAAUGCAGGCGCCGUGAGUGUCGUUUUGUCGCAGCUCACACUUGACCUUUUACUUAGAGCGAAGAUGUGGUGAGACUAUACCCAUCUCGCUGAAUGUUUUGGAAAGAUAUCCCAUAAGAAAUGUGAGCGUGUUAUUAAAAGAAAGUCUAGUUCGAAUUUCAUUUUGGACAGCAGUUUUAAGUCAUCGCAAGUCC
Molecule: messenger RNA, 2370 nt
Organism: Gaeumannomyces tritici R3-111a-1
Lineage: Eukaryota; Fungi; Ascomycota; Sordariomycetes; Magnaporthales; Magnaporthaceae
Product: ankyrin repeat-containing protein
Exons: 1
Coding region: 211-2193 (660 amino acids)
Molecular function (GO): protein binding
Source: RefSeq, a predicted model, not a curated record